Messenger RNA from Branchiostoma belcheri (Belcher's lancelet), 3538 nucleotides. RefSeq names its product fatty acyl-CoA reductase 1-like. The transcript has 14 exons. Lineage: Eukaryota; Metazoa; Chordata; Leptocardii; Amphioxiformes; Branchiostomatidae. Gene Ontology annotation, molecular function: alcohol-forming very long-chain fatty acyl-CoA reductase (NADP+) activity. Gene Ontology annotation, biological process: long-chain fatty-acyl-CoA metabolic process. Gene Ontology annotation, cellular component: peroxisome. The coding region runs from base 465 to 2015 and encodes 516 amino acids. The record is from RefSeq and is a predicted model, not a curated record.
CCAAUCACUGCGCACGAAGGGAUCACGUGAUCAGUCUGUCUCCUCUACAAUCGAGGCGCAGAGCGACUGUAACAUGCAACUGGUCAGCAUUUCUCCUAUAUUUUGUAUCAUUUCAAAACUUUUACAACAAGACAGACAAGUACACAGAAACAAUAAGAGAGACUGGCCAUGACAAGAUGACAUCAGUGUCCUCACCACCCUCAUAAAUACACCAUUCUUCACACCAGGACCACCUGUUAGCACCUGUUAACAGCACCUGUCAGAACACCUGUUACAACACCUGUCUACAAAAGAGAACUUGAACUUAAGCUUGCUGACAAUCGUGUGCAGUAAACCUAAACCCUAAAGCAAUAUUUUUAUAAACAUUUAUUGAUAGGUAUAUGAAAUAUCUAAUAGAGAGUCUAUAGAAUUAAUGAAAAUUUUGCUGGCAAGAGAAGGAAUAAGUACAACGUAAUACAAUCAAAAUGGCAUCUGCUAUUGCCGACUUUUACAAGGACAAGAAUGUUUUCAUUACUGGGGCAACAGGAUUCCUGGGAAAGGUCCUUGUUGAAAAGCUGCUACGUUCCUGCCCAGAAGUGGAGGGAAUUUAUCUGUUGAUCAGGCCAAGAGGAGACCAGACUGCCCAAGAAAGGUUGAACAAGAUUAUAGGCUGUAAGCUCUUUGACAAAGUUCGCCAUGAACAGCCAUCCUUCCACCACAAGCUGCACGCCAUCCCAGGAGACAUGUGUGAACCCGCCUUAGGCAUCAGCCAAUCAGACGUAGACAUGCUGGUGUCGAAAAUCCACAUCCUCUUCCACUCUGCAGCGACAGUUAGAUUUGAUGACCCUCUAAAACCCUCCAUGCAGCUGAAUGUUGUAGGGACACAGUACGUCAUCGCCUUGUGCCACAAACUCAAACACCUUCAGGCUUUUGUGCAUGUGUCAACUGCCUACGCCAACUGUGACAGGGCUUACAUUGAAGAGGUUAUCUACCCGCCCCCUGUGCAGCCUCAGAAGCUGAUUGAUGCCCUAGAAUGGAUGGAUGACUCCAUGGUGACUAAGUUGACUCCAGACCUGAUAGGUAAAAGACCCAACACCUACACCUUCACUAAGGCCUGCGCGGAGUACGUACUGACCCAGGAGGCAGCUGACCUGCCCCUGGCCAUCGUCAGGCCUUCUAUCAUCGGUGCCUCCUGGAGAGAACCUCUGAUGGGCUGGUGUGACAACUUCAAUGGACCUAGUGGGCUGUUUGUUGCUGCAGGAAAGGGCUUGCUGCGGACCAUGCGGGGAGAGUAUAACGCUUAUGCUGAUAUCAUACCAGUAGAUCUGCCUGCCAACCUCAUGAUUGCUGUAGCCUGGGACACUGCUGUCUCCAGGCCAGAGAACAUCCCUGUGUACAAUUCCACAUCAGGGGGUGUCAACCCCUUCAGAUGGGGAGAGAUUGAGGGCAUGUUGAUCAGCAUCUUCAAGAAAUACCCUCUUGACAAGCCUUUCAGGAGACCCAACUGUGCACUUGCCAGUAACAGCUUCAUGUACCAGUACUGGCAAAUCGUCAGCCACAAGGGUCCAGCAUACCUGUAUGAUAUCUGGCUCAGGAUGAUUGGACAGAAACCCAGGAUUGUGAAGAUGUAUAACAAGUUGGAGAAGGCCCUCCAGAGCAUGGAGUACUUCACCCUGCACCACUGGGAGUGGAGCCAUGCUAACGUAGAUGCACUCAUGGCCAAGAUGGGGGAGGAAGACAAGAAGAUCUUCAAGUUUGACUGCCGUGGCCUCCACUGGCCGACCUAUAUGGAGAACUACGUCCUGGGCACCAAGAAGUAUGUGCUGAAGGAGGACAUGGACCAGCUCCCUCUAGCAAAGGCACAUCUCAACAAGCUCCGUAACAUCCGCUGGGGCUUCAACACCAUCCUGAUCGUGCUGUUCUGGCGAGUGUUGAUCGCGCGGACGAAGAUCGCUCGGAACAUCUGGCACCUGGUGGUCAGCCUCUGCUUCAAGUUCCUCCAUUACUUACGCAUCUCUAGCACACAGGGGCCAUAGGGAGUUCACAGAUUAGGAAUAGGAGGGGUCAAUGUUCUAAGGUCAAUGCCAACUACAACUGCCUUAAAUCGUCAUAUUUAGAAUAUGGACAUGAUGUCAAAUUGCUGGAUACCUUUUCUCUACUGUAGCUUCUCAUGAUACUGUAACUGAUUUCUGUUAACUACAUGAAGGUCAGAGAUCUUUAGAUUUGACCCAAAAUUGUUUGUUUAACCAGUAAUAGUAGGCCAGUAUAUUAGGGUACUCUCCAGUAGCUUACUUUGUUUUCAGAUAGCUUAAAGCAAAUUGAAAAGUCUUUGUUGUUUCAGCUCUUUGUGUUGUGUCAACAAAGUGUAUGUUGAAAAAAUAUUAAUUUUGAUACAUUUUUUUUACAUUUUUUUUGCAUUGGUAACAUAAUGGCAUUAGGAAUUACAAAACGAGUUUAGAAUUUUUAAAAAGAGGGUAGAAUAUAAUGGCUAGAGCCAGUAGUAGAGGUAACAAUCUCCUAAAGGCAGCCAUACAAUGUCAGGUUGCCAAAGAAUACAUAAAACACAGAAUGACAUGAAGACCUGUUCUGUUCAACAAGAUUGAGAUGUGCAUGGUGGGCUGAAGUGUAUGCCCAUUGGCAGUUAUACCAGUUGACCAUAAUCUUUUCAAGACCACUAUUCCAACCUCCACAUGCAGUCUGGCGGCACAUGUAACUUAGGUGUAUUCUCACAUGCGUAAAGAGUACUAAAGACUAUUGCCUACAAGCACAAGACUACAUGAUACCUAUAUAAACCAAUUAAUUAUGAUAUGUGGAGGGUUGGAUCACCCUAAUGUAGCUAAUGAACUGGUGCAACAAUUUUGUUUAAAUUAGCUUUUCUAAUGAAUUUUGUAUCUCGCACAAUACAGUGUGCAGUCUCUAUGCAACUCACCACAUGGAAACAUAGAGCAGUAGGCUGUAGAUAGGAAACCACGUAUUGUACAUAUUACAGAGGAAUGGUUUCUGACAAACACAACAUCUCAUUCCAGUGUCUGACGAUAACAAGUAAUGUCAGUCAUUUUAAUGCAGUACACCAAGAAUGUGUUGAGUCUGUCGACAGUUGUGCAUUAGCUGUAUCAUGGAAUCAUUUAUAAUGCAAUCAUCUAACUUUCCUUUACCAUCCUUUACCAAUUUUAUUCUUCUGUCUUUCAUCUCAUUCCUACCAUUAAGUCUGAUGAACACAUUCUACAUCUCCACUCUAAAUAUAUCCCAUAAAAACUUGAUCCAAGUCACUUCAUAGUUUGAAAGUUUCCAUUCCAAACUACUUGUAGCACCUCUGACUUUUUGUAGCUCAAAUUUGUGCCAUUAAAACCAGACUUCAAACCUCUAACAUGAAAAUAAGCAGGUGUGAGGGGGGUGUUACAUGUUGACUAUAGGUACAUGCACUCCUGAUAGUUACAAAAAAUGCUUGUGCUAAGGAAAUAUAGGGUAACACACAACUGCCUGAGAAUGCUUGCUGCUUUGUGGUAUAAUGAACUGCAAUAUGUCAAUUGCACUGAAUAAAUUUUCCACCUUUGCCGUA